AUGUCGGGUGCAUCUAAUUGGAUGUCCGUCUCGGACCUACAGCGGAGGCUCGUCCAAGCCUGGGAGAGUCGCACGUGGCCUCGCAAUGCGCUUCGGCAAGGGGGAAACUUAAAGACCACAACAAUGGCGGCAGCAUUGUCAGCUCAAGGACAGCUUUCGCAGUAUGCUCUGGCUGCUCAGUGGUUCGCAGCGCUUCCUUGCGUGCAUUACAGCAAACUGGUCCUUACGCGGAUCCCGGAUGCCACCGGACGCCAAGAUGAGAAAGUCGACCUCGUCAUCCUCCUCGAUCUUGAAGACUUCGGGCUCACAGAUGAUACCGUCGACUUUCUUGCCGCUGUCGUACUCAACGUU
Molecule: messenger RNA, 351 nt
Organism: Symbiodinium pilosum
Lineage: Eukaryota; Dinophyceae; Suessiales; Symbiodiniaceae
Source: the annotation of a GenBank genome assembly